Nezara viridula (southern green stink bug) is the source of this 288-nucleotide messenger RNA. Lineage: Eukaryota; Metazoa; Arthropoda; Insecta; Hemiptera; Pentatomidae. The record is from the annotation of a GenBank genome assembly.
AUGUCCCAAUGCCUACUGGAUAUCCACACUGACACGUACUAUUUCUGUCGCACUCCCCACCAGCUUCCUGCUUCGUCACAUAGUGCUAGAUGGAAGAGGGUCGUCGCUCGCCGGAUGAUCGCGCACGUACGUGUCGGAUACCUUACUGCCCGGAGCUGCCGAAGCAAUAAGCGGGAGGAAACCGACAAUCCAGCAAGGACGUGUUUAUCGAGCCAUCGGGCAGGAUGGAGUCAGUCAAGAUGGUUUGCAACUGAUAUAUGUCCUGAGGCAGAACAAGGAUACCAAUAG